GCCGCGUUGUGAGAAUAUUUGUCAGUGUGAUGACGUCAGGGAAUAAUAAAACGUGUGCGUUGAGUGAAAAUCAUUGAAUUUCCCGAAAUAAAAGCUACUGAGGAUAAGCAAAAUGAAACCCCUAGUACUCCAGGGCCACGAGCGUUCUAUUACGCAGAUUAAGUAUAACAGGGAGGGUGAUUUGCUCUUCUCCUGUUCGAAGGAUCAGAAGCCAAAUGUGUGGUUCUCCCUGAAUGGUGAGCGUCUGGGCACGUUCAAUGGGCACCAGGGCGCUGUGUGGUGCAUUGACGUGGACUGGACUACCACGAAGCUGAUGACUGGUAGUGGUGACAUGAGCACGAGGCUGUGGAAUGUGGAGCGUGGCACCACAAUUGCGACGAUUCCCUGCAAAUCCUCGGUGAGAACGUGCAACUUCAGCUAUUCCGGCAACCAGGCGGCUUAUUCCACGGACAAGGCUAUGGGACACAGCUGUGAGUUGUUCAUCAUCGACGUGAGAAACCCGGACGAGGGUCUGGCCAAUGCGAGCGCCAUCCUGCGAAUCCCCAUCCUGCAGUCGAAGAUCACGUCGAUGCUGUGGGGUCCCCUCGAUGAGACCAUCAUCACUGGCCACGAAGACGGACAGAUCACGGUGUGGGAUCUGCGAAUGGGCAAGGAGGUGAACUCCGUCAACGACCACUCAAUGGUUAUCAAUGAUAUGCAGAUGUCCAAGGAUGGCACGAUGUUCGUCAGCGCUUCGAAAGACACCACAGCCAAACUCUUUGACUCUGAGGAUUUGGCAUGCCUCAAGACUUAUAAAACGGAGAGACACGUCAAUUCUGCAGCCAUCAGUCCGAUAAUGGAUCACGUUGCUCUGGGCGGUGGCCAAGAUGCUAUGGAAGUGACAACGACCUCUGCACGGGCUGGAAAAUUCGAUGCCCGCUUUUUCUAUCUCAUCUACGAGGAGGAGUUUGCCCGCGUGAAGGGCCAUUUCGGGCCCAUCAACAGUUUAGCCUUCCAUCCGGAUGGAAAGAGUUUCGCCACUGGCGGUGAAGAUGGUUUCGUGCGUGUCCAAGUAUUUGAUUCUUCCUACUUUGACUACUCCUUCGACUGAGCUCCAAUCUAAGUGAAUGAACGAAGAUGAAGAGUGUGUACGGAGAGACUCUCAAAAAUUGGUGGAAAUAUAGGAGGAAAUCUAA
Phlebotomus argentipes is the source of this 1175-nucleotide messenger RNA. RefSeq names its product eukaryotic translation initiation factor 3 subunit I (gene eIF3i). The record is from RefSeq and is a predicted model, not a curated record. NCBI's taxonomy places the organism in Eukaryota, Metazoa, Arthropoda, Insecta, Diptera, Psychodidae. The coding region runs from base 113 to 1090 and encodes 325 amino acids. Gene Ontology annotation, molecular function: translation initiation factor activity; RNA binding; protein binding. Gene Ontology annotation, cellular component: eukaryotic translation initiation factor 3 complex, eIF3m; cytoplasm. The transcript has 3 exons. Gene Ontology annotation, biological process: cytoplasmic translational initiation.